Molecule: messenger RNA, 556 nt
Organism: Dunckerocampus dactyliophorus (ringed pipefish)
Lineage: Eukaryota; Metazoa; Chordata; Actinopteri; Syngnathiformes; Syngnathidae
Gene: rps13
Product: ribosomal protein S13
Exons: 6
Coding region: 62-517 (151 amino acids)
Biological process (GO): translation
Cellular component (GO): cytosolic small ribosomal subunit; ribosome; nucleolus
Molecular function (GO): small ribosomal subunit rRNA binding; structural constituent of ribosome
Source: RefSeq, a predicted model, not a curated record
GGCGCAAGCGCAAAGCACCAUCUUGUGUCGCGUGUGCGGCCUCUCUUCCUCUACCGCCAUCAUGGGUCGUAUGCACGCUCCCGGAAAGGGCUUGUCCCAGUCAGCUCUGCCUUACAGGCGCAGUGUGCCAACUUGGCUGAAGCUGACAUCAGAUGAUGUCAAAGAGCAGAUUUUCAAGCUGGCUAAAAAGGGUCUGACCCCAUCUCAGAUUGGUGUCAUUCUGAGGGACUCGCACGGUGUUGCCCAGGUCCGUUUUGUCACUGGCAACAAGAUCCUGAGGAUCCUCAAGUCCAAGGGCCUGGCCCCUGACCUGCCUGAGGACCUGUACCACCUCAUCAAGAAGGCCGUGGCUGUCAGGAAGCAUCUGGAGAGAAACAGAAAGGACAAAGAUGCUAAGUUCCGUCUGAUUCUCAUCGAGAGCCGAAUCCACAGGCUGGCCCGUUACUACAAGACCAAGAGAGUUCUGGCCCCCAACUGGAAGUACGAAUCCUCUACAGCUUCUGCUCUGGUGGCAUAAACUUUUUUUUUUUUCAAAUAAAUGAAACAUUCAGUUGGA